Molecule: messenger RNA, 858 nt
Organism: Ciona intestinalis (vase tunicate)
Lineage: Eukaryota; Metazoa; Chordata; Ascidiacea; Phlebobranchia; Cionidae
Source: RefSeq, a predicted model, not a curated record
UGUGUUGUGAGGUGCUCUUAUAAACUUAACUACUGACUUCACAAAUCGAUAUUAUAUUAAUAAUUAACUUGUUUGCAGAUCAUUGCAAUUGCCCUGCACAGUGGGGAGGACCACGAUGUCGUGACUAUCGCCAGUGCUCGUCUGUUGGUUGUCACGACAACGGCGUAUGUGUUGCCAUGCCGUGGAUCAACGACCAUGAGUGUAUUUGUCAUUGGGGGUGGGAGGGGUAUAGUUGUGAUGUCAUAAUGGAUACUCUGAGUGGAUACUCAUACCUGCAGUUUGUUGGGAGUUCGUAUUUGAGAUUGACCACACCACAAAACUCCACCGAAACUUUUUUGUCGUUUUCGUUCAAAACGAGAAAAACUGACACAAUGAUUCUCUGGUUGGGGGAAUCCCGAUCUUCAGAAGAUGACCAUUUGGCCGUGGGAAUGAAAAACGGUCGAAUCAUGGUGUCAGUGCAGCUCGGUUACGAUUUCGACCACAAAGAAACAAACAUGACGUCAGCGUUUUAUAACGAUGACAAAUGGCAUGAUGUCAUGAUGACUCAGCAUGGAAGAAAUGUUGACGUCAUUGUCGAUAAAAUGGAACAACUUAAUUUAUUUGUUAAAGUUCCAUUUGAUCAACUUGACGCUCAUGUUUUAAACAUUGGAAGUUUUGGCCACAAGAGGACUGUAGAGAGUUCAACUUACCAACUUUUUUCCUCCCCAUUUGAAGGCUGUUUCGGAAAUUUAAGUUUUUUUAAAAUUGGAAAUUUUGUUUCUUGGGAGGACGCUGUAGUUGCUGAAAAUUUAUUUUCCUGUUCGGACUGAAAUAACUUAUUCAUGGUUGCCACUCCCAUGCUCGCUGUCGAGUUGCUGA